Molecule: messenger RNA, 1707 nt
Organism: Diaporthe citri
Lineage: Eukaryota; Fungi; Ascomycota; Sordariomycetes; Diaporthales; Diaporthaceae
Exons: 1
Coding region: 1-1707 (568 amino acids)
Molecular function (GO): nucleotide binding
Source: RefSeq, a predicted model, not a curated record
AUGGGCAAGCAGGAGGACUCACCGCCCAUGCGGCCAGUGCUCGCUGAGCCCGGCCCGGUCGUCGCAACCGACAAGGACAUCGCCAUACAGUCCCCAACCCGCCCGCCUCCCUCGGUUUCCCCACCCCGGCUGCUGGUCAUCGGCGGAGGGUCCCGAGGCCAAGUCUACGCCCACUUCACCCAGCUCGCAACCAGCGGCCUCGUCGCCGCCGUCGCCGAGCCCCACGCCUUCAAGCGCGCCCAGUUCGGCCAGAAGUACAUCUGGGGGCGCCACCGUGGUCCGGCCGAGGGCGAGGAGUUCGAGUCGUGGACCGACUUCAUCGCUUACGAGAAGGAGAGGCGGCGUCGGGCGGCAGCAGGCGAGGCUGGUGUGCCCCCGGGUGUUGACGGCGUUUAUGUAUGCGUCCUGGACGAGAUGCACAGGGAGGUGGUCAUCGCGCUGGCCGAGCUGCGCGGACUGCACGUCAUGUGCGAGAAGCCCCUGGCGACGAGGCUGGACGACUGUGUUGAGAUGUACCGGGCGCUGAGGGCCAACGUGGACGAGAACGGCGAGCGCCGCAUCUUCUCCAUCGGCCAUGUGCUGCGCUACAGCCCUCACAACAUGGUGCUGCGGAAGCUGUUGCUCGAGGACAGGGUAAUUGGGGAUGUGCUCUCGGUGGUGCAUACUGAGCCGGUCGGCUGGUGGCACUUUACGCACAGCUACGUGAGGGGCAAUUGGAGGAGGGAGGACACCUCGGCCCCGAGCCUCCUCACCAAGAGCUGCCACGACAUCGAUGUGCUGCUCUGGCUGCUCUGCUCACCGGUGAAGUACGAGGACGGGGGUGAGAAGGCGCUGCCGCACUUGCCGUCGACAGUGACAAGCAGUGGGAGGUUACAGUAUUUCCGGAAGAACCGCAAGCCAGUCGGUGCCGGCGAUGCAACAAACUGUCUCAAGUGCCCCGUCGAGGAAACCUGCAAGUACUCUGCGAAGCGCAUCUACACGAGCGAUAAACCCUUCAUGGGCCUGGACACGGGAAACACCAGCUGGCCGGUGAACGUUGUGCUGCCCGAGAUAGAGGACAUGGGAGAUAGCGAUAAGGUGCGUGGGGCGCUCAUGGCGAGAUUGGCUGAAGAUUACGGCCCAGACAUGCAGGACUCUGAGAUUGCGAGGCGCAAUUGGUUCGGGAGAUGUGUGUACGAGAGCGACAACGACGUUGCCGACGAGCAGGUCGUAACCAUCACCUGGGACGACGACCCUCCCUCGCCGCAGGACGAUAUCGGCCCAAUGGCGGACCAGCUGGGCGGCCGGGGCUCGAAGCAGGCAACCUUCCACAUGGUGGCCCAGACCAAGCGGCAGUGUGAACGUUUCACCAAGAUCUACGGCACCCAGGGAGAGAUAUACGCAGACUCGUACACCAUCGCGGUCGAGGACUUCAACACGGGCAAGACCACCACGCACACGCCGCGCAUGGAGAGCAUGGGACACGGGGGCGGUGACCUGGGGCUGACGAGGAAGUUCGUGGAGGCCAUAGACCUGGUCAAGAACAACAGGGAGGAGGGCUGGACGUGUGAGAAGGCCCAGCAGGAGGUCAUCAGGUGUACCCUCGAUGAGGUGAUCAGAAGCCAUGCCAUGGUCUUCUGCGCAGAGGAAGCGAAGAGGGGUAGGAAGGUCGUAGACUGGGCCAAGUGGUGGGCUGAAGAGGUCGAAGGCAAGCUCGAGGGGAAGUAA